CGACCGGCCGAGAAUACCAACCAAUCCCCAUCUCCUCAUCGUCCGGCUCGGAUCUUACCCAAAACCAGUCCAUUUCCCCGACCCCCUAACCCUAAACUCUGCCGGAUCCUCCGAUCGGACUCCGGACCAGCCGCGAGCAGCUCCCGCUCCCGCUCGGGUUUUUCGCCGCUUUUGGCUCAUCUUGACCUGAUGCAAUGGAAUUAUCAAAUGAUUCAGCUAUCAAGAAACCAAAAAGGUUGACGUCUGUUGUUUGGAAUCAUUUUGAACGCAUCCGAAAGUCCGAUAUAUGUUAUGCUGUUUGUCUACACUGUCAGAAGAAACUCAGUGGAUCAAGUAAUAGUGGAACAACACAUUUGAGGAAUCACUUGAUGCGAUGCUUGAAACGAUCUAACUACGACGUGUCUCAACUGCUUUCAGCAAAAAGAAGGAAAAAGGAAAGCACGCUUGCCCUCGCUGGCAUUAGCUAUGACGAGGGACAGAGAAAAGAAGAUUUUGCUAAGCCUCUGGCUUUAAAGUAUGAUCACGAGGUGAAGCGUGAUGAAAUCAUUAGUCUUGGAAGCAGUAAGUUUGAUCAAGAUCGCAGUAGGCUUGAUCUUGCCCGUAUGAUCAUUUUGCAUGGUUACCCUCUGGCCAUGGUUGACCAUGUUGGAUUUAAAGUAUUUGUCAAGAACAUUCAGCCACUAUUUGAUGUAACAUCUGAUGGUGCUGUUGAGAAUUCCUGCAUGGAAAUCUACGGAAAAGAGAAGGAGAAAGUGCGUUUGGCAUUAAAUAAUCUGCAAGGCAGAAUCAAUGUCAAUAUUGAAAAGUGGUUCUCAAUAGAAAAUGCUGAAUAUUUGUCUUUGACAGCAAAUUACAUUGAUGAGGAUUGGAGGCUGAAGAGGAAGAUUCUUAAUUUUGUUACACUCGAUUCUUCUCACACGGAAGAUAUGCUUUCAGAAGUAAUUAUCAAUUGCCUAAUGGAAUGGAAUGUCGACUGUAAGUUGUUUGCUGUGACAUUUGAUGAUUGUUCCACUGACGAGGGUAUUGUCAUGAAAAUUAAAGAGCAGAUCUCUCAGAGCAAGCCUCAGUUGAGUGCUGGUCAAUUAUUGGAUGUUCGUUCAGCUGCACACGUUGUGACUGACAUCGUGCAAGAUGCAAUUGAAGCGCUGCGAGAGGUGACACGUAAGAUUCGUGGAAGCGUGAGAUAUAUUAAGAGUUCAAAGGUAAAUCAAGAGAAGCUCAAUGAUUUUGCUCAACAAGUUGGAAUUAAUAGCCCAAAGAGCCUGGCACUUGAUUGCCCAGUUCGAUGGAACUCAACAUAUCUCAUGGUUGAAGCAGCAUUAGAGUAUAGGGGUGCGUUUUCUCUUUUGAAAGAGCACGACCCCUUGUACACAUCUGCUUUAAGUGACACAGAAUGGGAAUGGGCGAAGACUGUUUGUGGAUAUUUGAAAGUUUUGUAUGAAAUUGCUAUUGUCCUUUCGAGCAACAGAUGUCAAACUGCGAAUGUCUACUUCCCAGAGAUUUGCCAUGUACACAUCCAGUUGAUUGAAUGGUGCAAGAAUCCUGAUGACUUCAUUAGUAACAUUGUGCAGAAGAUGAAAACUAAGUUUGACAAAUACUGGAAUAAAUGUAGUUUGUCUUUGGCUGCCGCAGUCAUUUUAGAUCCACGAUUCAAGGUGAAGUUGGUCGAGUAUUACUACUCUCAGAUAUAUGGCAGUACAGCUCUGGAUAGAAUAAAAGAGAUAUCUGAUGGGAUUAAACAAUUGUUCGAUGCAUAUUCUAUAUGCUCCUCAUUGGUUGAUCAAGGUUCAGCUUUACCUGGCAGCAGCUUGCCCAGUAUGUGCAGUGACUCUAGAGAUAGACUGAAGGGCUUUGACAAGUUCCUCCAUGAGACAUCUCAGAAUCAAAGUGGGGUAUCUGACUUGGACAAGUACUUGGAAGAACCAGUCUUUCCUCGUAAUUGUGAUUUCAACAUCUUAAAUUGGUGGAAGGUUCACACUCCUCGCUACCCUAUAUUGUCCAUGAUGGCACGAGAUGUUUUGGGCACCCCCAUGUCAACUGGCGGUCUGGAAUCAACAUUUACUAGUGGGCCCAGAAUGCUUGAUCAAGUUCAAAGUUCACUUGACCCAGAUAUCCGUCAAGCAUUGAUUUGCACGAGAGAUUGGUUGCAGAUGGAAUCAGAAGAGCUCAAGUCAUCCACAAGCCAGGCUAUAGCCCUUUACGUUGAAGCAACUUAGUUUGUUAAAGUGUCGAUGGAUCUCAUCACCUCAUUUGAGUUGCUUGUCCUGACCUGCUGGGUGUAACCAGUGCUGUCAAGUCAAAGAAAACCUUAAUCUCUUCUUGCAUGUCCAUAGCGUAUAGUAAAAGCCUUGAGUUUGCUGUUGCAUUUCCUUGUCCAUAUAGUCAAGUGUAUAUUUUGACUUACGCUCAUUGCUACGCAGUUUCUAGGAAUCCUUGAAGAAUCUUUGAUUCAUGAAAGAAAGAACACCUUCUUGAUCCUUAGAAGUUUAGCUAUGCUGAGAUCUAGUAGUUCGAUGUCUAGAUUCUGACAAGAUGUCAGAAGCUUUUGAUCAUCUUCAUUUGGAGAUUUUCUUCAGAUGAUCCCGCGUUAGAAGGAUGAGAAAUUGGUCAAUUUAUAUAAAAGGAUGAGAGAUUCAUUGCCUUCUGUCAUAUCUGUGAAUAAGAAUACUCCCUUUCAUCUUCAA
Molecule: messenger RNA, 2684 nt
Organism: Eucalyptus grandis
Lineage: Eukaryota; Viridiplantae; Streptophyta; Magnoliopsida; Myrtales; Myrtaceae
Product: zinc finger BED domain-containing protein RICESLEEPER 1-like
Exons: 4
Coding region: 195-2216 (673 amino acids)
Molecular function (GO): DNA binding; protein dimerization activity
Source: RefSeq, a predicted model, not a curated record